CUCGUCGAAUGCAGUUAACUGAUUAAAGUUUCCAAUGACAAACUAAAAAUUAAAAUUACUAAUUGAAUAUUUACCUUAAGAAAAUGGUAUUACGAUUUUUACUGAAAAGAUAUUGAGUGAUUUAAAUGUUUAAACAGACUAUUAACUGGCCAGAAGAAGAUUUUUGAGUCGGGGGUAGGUGGAUCAUGCACCCUACAGCUGCACGAUCUAAUCGAACACAUUUACAAUCCUCGAUUCCGUCCACGUCUACACCUUCAUCCAUUCCGCAUCCACAACAGCAACAAAUUCUUUAUGGACCUAUUAUUAAUCCAAUGUUAACUCUUCAACCAUGCGGGACUGGUUUGCAUCCAUCGUGUGUUUAUCCUGGAACGCAACGUAAUGUUGGUCUACCUAAUCCUGUUCCUUUGCAUGUACAAGGCAAAAGCAGCAGGUGGCUACCCAAGAAUAAACUCGUACGAAAUCAACAAUUCUGUCAACAACAACAGCAACAACAGCAACACAUUCAGCAACAGUUGUCCUAUAACCCAAAGCCCCUGGUUGUAUUCGAUCAAACAGCGAAUAAUGCUCCACUACCGGCACCGACUACAUCGUUCCUAGUUGCCACCUCAACUUACACUCAAGGCUCGUACUCUGGAGACCAGUACAAUAAUUCCGGACUCGCCUUGCUACCGCAACCAUAUUAUAAACCCCCAGAUGUGCAGGCCUACUGUUUGGUACAAGACAAACAAACUGCUCAGCAGCAGCCACAAGAACAACCGUCGCAUGGUUCUUACUACAAUAUCUCAGCUACAAACACUUAUAACCUGCAAACAGUAAACACGCAUUCGACGUUCCAGUUUUCCAAUCUCAACCCAUACGCGCCAACAAAUUUCAACAAUCAAAUCUCCAGGCCGAUUCAGACAGUGCAAUCCGCGCAAAUCUUCCCUAACCACUCAGUGAACGUAGUCGUCGGGGAUCAACAAAGAGACAAAUCCGUGACAAGCUCCACCACGCUCGACGCUUCAGCCCUUAAAUACGUGAAAAGCAGGGUCUCCACAGGCAACGCCGGAAAGGUCUGCUGUAUCGCACCCAUCGUGUCCGACAGCUACAACGAUUGGCCAUUUCAAACGAUCGCCUCCUCGGCCAACAGUUUGUUCGACACGAAACCGACCAUCGAUGACACAAGCCAAGAAACCAUCGCGAACUCUCUUGAGAAAAUUGCCUCGAAUAUUUCCACAGAAACAAAAGAGGAACACUGUUCCGACGAGUCGUCGGCUAGCUUCGAUUUCACUAUCGAAGCCGAAAAAAUGGUGUCGGCGCUGUGCAACACGUCUUCGAAUGACCUGGGUAAAGAGGAAUCGAAAAGCAAUAAAUCGAAUUCGACGCCUCUGUUCAGCGGCGCUGGUGACACCAUUUCAAACAAGAAUGCUUGGUUCGCUGACUUCUGUGGCAAUUAUGGAACCGGCACGUCGGUAGCGAUUCAAACUGACGGCCCGUGUGUUGACGGGGUACAGUAUCCAGAACUGUUGAGGAAGGUUGUUUACUGGGGUUGUUCAGAAGCCGAAACUAUCUUAAGUACGAGCUGCAAAAUGAAUCCCAAGUCGGGAUGGUUGAAGAAUCUCUCUGCCGCCACGAAGACGGCGGUCACUAAAUCGUCGACGUGUUUUCCAGUAUUCGCCGGUAAUCAUAUCUUCGUCGGUGAUCUGAUCAACGCUCUGUUGCGCAUUAGCAACGGUUGGCUUAUCCUCGACAAUUACUUGAAUAAGCAACAUUAUCCAAGUCUAGACGAGAAGUAUGACAAGGAAUUAAUUAAGUCCUUCCAGCUCUGGGAAAAGCACACGCACGAGCUACUCAAUCAAAUCGUGCAAAGUUUCUUGAAACUUGGAAAGCACAACGAUACGUCCAAUGUAGAUCGAAAACCGAAAUUAUUCGGGACCUUUUUUCCAGGUGACGUUUCAGUUUAUACGAACUGCGACUUGUUCGAUCCGUCAUUGAACAUGGAUGCGUUACGCCAGGAAUCAGGAAAGAGAAACGGUCAAGAGAAUCCGUUGAACGUGGCUCAAUCGUCUGUCGGAAGCUUGCGAAAUCUCGAUGCCUACAAGCAUGAAAAGCAGCUGCCUCAGAAGGAGUCGAAAUUACGAAGUAAGUGGACUGUUAUUGAGACUCUAGCAGCAAUAGAUAGCGCAAAAUCCGUGCCCGAUAUGUUCCUAGGACACGCGGAAACUGGCAUUUCAACGAGCGGUAGGCUUCGCUCUAGGGGAAGUACGUCUUCUGCGAAGGUCGACUCAUCGGCGCAAUCUUUAAACGCGGAAUUCUAUCAUUUGAGAAGCAAAGUCCUCACGGAGAACAACCAAGACUAUACCAGGCAGUGGACGUUCAAAGAAAAGAAACGAGAGUUCAUGGAAAACAAGAUUCCAUCGCACGAGAAUCCUGACACCAUUUUCAAACUUCAACGAAGAUCAGAUGAAAAUUACAACAGUUACGCUCAAAAGUGUUUAUCCAGAGUGGAAUCGUCCUUUCUGAAUCCUUCCGUUAGCUUAGAAUCAGUAUAUUUCACUUCUAAUAACGAGUCAGAAAAUUUUGAUCCUAAUUAUACCGUCUUGCCUUCGUACACGACGGAGUAUAGUGACAAGAACGCGAAGGGCUGCGAUCAGAGUCAAGGUAAAAGAAGUAACGCGGAUUUAAUUUACGUCGGUAAGUCAACGACGAACCAAAUAGAACUGGCAACUGUGCCCAAGGAUAAGAUGACAUUACUCAGUCAGAUCGAACCAAGUACCGCGGACAAAUCGUCCGAAGAGAUGACUGCCAAUUUGUCUGCCUGGUUCGCUAGUAUCAGAAAUUCGGAUAACAGACAGGUAUCCUACGUGAAACUUGGAGAAACGAAAACGGCAAACAUGACGGCUCGAGUGCCGUCUCGUCAAGAAAUAUCGAAGAAUACGAUCGAUCUUGGCAACUGCAUCAGACAAUUACAAAUUGACGCGAACCGUCAAUUCCAGACGUUGCAGAAUAUGCAAAAUAUUCAGAAUGCACCUUGGAACUCUUAUAACUUGAUUAACAACCGCACCCAAGGCUCUGAAGACUACGACAGCUCCGAAGAUGGUCGAGUGUACAUGAAACCAGGAAGCUACAACGUCCCGAAGAAAAGGCAUCAACGCAGAUCAACGCGUCGUUUAGAUAACUCGAUAUCUCGAAGUGUAAUCAAUGGACGCGUUAAUAACCAGCGUAAUCAUUUCACGAACAAAGAAAAAGUCUUUUCGACUCCAGUAUCCUCGAUACCAGUAUCACGAGCUACCGCGACGUCUAUUUCUACCAAUACUUAUAACUCGGUAACCUCAACAGUGAAGUUACCCUUCCCGGCGAAUCCAAUUGUACCGUCACCUGCAUUCUCUCUCGAAAAUUCACCUCGAAUUCUGAAACGCUUUGACUCGUUAAAUCCUAGCGUAUCCCAAGAUGUCACUUGGAAAGCAGCAUGCGCUUCAGCUGAGAUUCUACUGGAAGCGUUGAAUGUUAAAGAGGAUAACAAUGUCGAAAAAAAAGUAACUGAUGCCGGUAACCCCGUCGAGGAGCAAGAAAAUGUCACUAAAAACAAGAGUAUUGAAUCUUUAUCACAACCAACACAGUGUCAGGAGAAAGUAGAUGGAAGUCAUGCUAAAAUGUUGAAAGAUGAUAACGAUGGUUGCAGUGGAGCUUCGAGUUACGAAGCGUCUGAGGAUGACUCCGAAUCGACUUGUCAUUUUUCUCCUAAUGCGAGCAUCAAUGAAGCUUUACAUGCAUCUGAAAGUAAAAAUGGUUCUAGCAAAAUGAACGUAAAGACGGACUCAUGGUUAAUCAGAACUUUGAACAACGCUAGUAUAGUGAAUAAACAGAAACGACGAAAAAACAGUUGUAAUCCGCGUACCUCAGACUCGUCAAACAGUUCGGUAAUAGAAGACGAACAACCUAAUCCCGUUUUAUCAUUAACGGCAUCAGCAACGACAGUUACAACGACCAUAACGGUUAAGAAUCUUCAACAAAUGAGUUGCUCCAGGAAAAAUGUAUGCAAUCUUACUAAGGAUGGCCAAAAGACAACGGACGAAAUUGAACGUGUCGCUGGAAAAGCCACGUAUUCUGAAACCGUACGACGUUCAACGCCGAUUAGUUCGUCUCAAUUAGAAAAGAAAGAAUUUGGCAAGAAAGGGAAAUUAAAUAUUCCUAAUUCGUCGAUAAUUGGCAGUACUAUAACACCAAUUUCCGGUCGUAGGUGUCAGAGAAAUGAAUCUGAAAGAUCCUAUUACCUUUUGCACAACAGGUCGCGAAAAUGCUCUAGCAAGAAGGUUACAAAAAGUUACGAAAUCGUCGAACCUCAAAUGGAAGAGAUAACGAGCACCAAAUGCAAAAGUACGCGGAUCGACACGCCGAAGGAGAACUCGUUCGAACUUCCAUCCGGAUUAUCAUUGUCGACGGUUACGACGAAGCAUGCAAAGAAAAAGGAAAAUGUUGGAUGUAUCGAAUUUUUGGACGGCAAAUUUGGCGGGAAAACUAGCGACCGAGGCUGGUCCGUGUGGUAUAGCUCCAAGAGAAAGCAAAGUCUCAGUCCCCUAGCGCUGAGUAAGCUGGAAACGAUACAUCAAACGGUUUGGAAAAUGCAAGAAGCGGAAAUCUUCAAGUAUCCGUCUCCUACAGACAGCGGUGGCAGUCAGUCCUCUGCGUACACAAUCGAAGACUACUGUAAAGUCAUCAAAAGCCCGCUAUUCCUGGAAACAGUUGAAUAUAAGUUGAAGAAUCGUGUUUAUCAUAAAGUAGAACAUGCGGUUCGAGACUUCCGCCGUAUCGUUUAUAAUUCCAAAUUAUAUCACAAGAAUGAUCAUGAUCGAGUGAAAACAAUCGAGACGUUAUCGAAAAAAUUAGAAGAAUUAUUCGAAGAACAUUUCGCUAGUUGGGACUUUGAUAAUAUAAGUGGUAGCCCAAGAGAAGGUUCGCCGAUGUCGUAUCGAUUUAAGUUGACCGGGAAAAAGGCAACAACUGGACGUUACGGUAACAUGAAGAAAAGCCCACCUUCUUCGAUCACAGAAAACGUUUGACGUUUGAAUGUUAUAUACUGCUAAACUUUCUACGAAUUAUUGUGCCUAUAGUCUAUAGUGACAUUUUUUUACAUCUCCUACAAUUUAUAUUACUAUUAUAUAGACAUACAAUGUUCGACAUACCCUCAAUUUAUGUGGGAGUCCAUCAUAAUAACACGUUCUAGUCAUGCCUCAGUUCAUAAAGUUAUUAUCAUAAGCGUUCUACGAGUUUCCUUUUAUAAAGCAACUUGCACCUUUUUCUUCGUUUACUUCUAAGAACAGCAAAAGUUUAAACGCUCAGUCUUUUGGUAUAUCGAAACUAAAGUAUAUUCGUAACAAUGAAAUAAAUGACAAAAAAGAACAAUAUAUUUUUUAUAUCAUUAAUAUCAAUCAACGAGAAAUACAAAUAAUUGUUUAAUACCAUUACGAUAAUCGAUGAUUGAAACUUGAAGACAUACAAUUGCUAUUGAAAUAUUUGUUAAAGCAAAAAAUGCGAUUUGUUCAAAUAUAUAAGAUAAAGUAAUUUGUCGUCCGCGAUGCAAACAAUGUAAAUGAGGUUUAAUUAAAGCGAUGAAAGGAUUAAGAAU
Molecule: messenger RNA, 5605 nt
Organism: Nomia melanderi (Alkali bee)
Lineage: Eukaryota; Metazoa; Arthropoda; Insecta; Hymenoptera; Halictidae
Molecular function (GO): protein binding
Source: RefSeq, a predicted model, not a curated record